Molecule: messenger RNA, 1989 nt
Organism: Cucumis sativus (cucumber)
Lineage: Eukaryota; Viridiplantae; Streptophyta; Magnoliopsida; Cucurbitales; Cucurbitaceae
Product: enoyl-[acyl-carrier-protein] reductase [NADH], chloroplastic
Exons: 13
Coding region: 530-1573 (347 amino acids)
Biological process (GO): fatty acid biosynthetic process
Molecular function (GO): enoyl-[acyl-carrier-protein] reductase (NADH) activity
Source: RefSeq, a predicted model, not a curated record
UUUUCAAAAAUCAACUAAUGUCAUAUCCGAUCAUAUCAAUAUUGGAGAUCCGAGAGUAGAAGUGGUAUGUCACUUGUGAAGAUUGAUGAUGGCAAACAAUUUUUAGAGUAUCGUUUUGUACAAUGUUUGGAGAAAGUGACGGUUUUAGGCUCGCUGGUGGCUUCUUCUCCAAUGGGCAAAAUAAAUUUUUUUUGAAAGCAGUUGAGCUACAAACAAUGGCUUCUCUAGCUUCUUCACAUAUUUACCUUCACAUUCCCAACUAACUAUAACCUAACUCUUCCAUCAAUUUUCUCUCUCUCACGCUCAUAUAUUCAUAAUCCGCCGUCUUCUUCAACCAACCCUUUUCGUCAUUCUCGAAGUUUUUUCUUCAUCGCUUUUAUCGACAAUCUUUCACCCAUUUGCUUCCCUUCAUCACUCUUCAAAACCCCAAUCAAUCUCUUCGCGUUUCGUAAAAGGGGAAAUUGAUCUUGCUGCAAUCUCCAUUGCCACUCUCUCGUGAUCGCGAAGAAAUAGAAUUGCUUUUUCAAAGAUGUCGACAACAACAGCCCCUAAUCUUCAGAUGGCCACACUGGGAAGUUACAAACUCUCUUCUCCAAGAGGUUUCAAGGGCAUUGUUACACCAUCUCUUGGUGGACAUUUGAAGGCAAUGCCAUGGGCUAAACUUUGGAGUGUCUACAAUGUAUCCUCUCUGAAAUACUUUCACCUGAAUUCCAACACUUCAUCUUCUACAAGAUUUGGUAAGAUCGCAAUCAAAGCGAGGUCUGGAUCUAGUGAAAACGGGCCAAUCGCUGGGUUGCCAGUUGAUUUAAAAGGUAAGCGGGCAUUUAUUGCUGGUGUAGCUGAUGAUAAUGGUUAUGGUUGGGCAAUAGCAAAAUCUCUUGCUGCUGCUGGGGCUGAAAUUAUUGUUGGUACAUGGGUGCCUGCUUUGAACAUCUUUGAAUCCAGCUUGCGGCGUGGAAAGUUUGACGAAUCUCGAGUGUUGCCAGAUGGAUCUUUAAUGGAGAUUUCCAAAAUAUAUCCCUUGGAUGCAGUUUUUGACAAUCCUGGGGAUGUUCCUGAAGAUAUAAAAACAAAUAAGCGGUAUGCAGGUUCAUCUAAUUGGACAGUUCAGGAAGUAGCAGAAUCAGUAAAGAAGGAUUUUGGAACCAUCGACAUCCUUGUGCAUUCACUUGCAAAUGGGCCAGAGGUAAGUAAACCUCUCUUAGAGACAUCAAGGAAAGGCUAUCUAGCAGCUUUAUCUGCAUCAAGUUACUCCUACAUUUCUCUUCUUAAGCAUUUCGUUCCAAUAAUGAAUCCAGGCGGGUCGUCAAUCUCUCUUACAUACAUUGCUUCUGAAAGGAUCAUUCCUGGAUAUGGAGGAGGUAUGAGUUCAGCAAAAGCUGCACUGGAGAGUGACACACGAGUGCUUGCAUUCGAGGCGGGUAGGAAAAAUAAGAUCCGAGUGAACACCAUAUCUGCUGGUCCACUUGGGAGUCGUGCAGCAAAAGCAAUCGGAUUCAUUGAUAAGAUGAUAAACUACUCUCUAGCAAAUGCACCUCUACAAAAAGAAUUAUCUGCAGUUGCUCCUGAUUGAGAGCCAUUGUCAGGAGAAUCUUCAACAACAGAUUGCAUAACCAAACCUCGAUUUCUCGACAGCUUUCGGAUUGGUGUGGUAGGUAAGCCUGCAGAUUCAGAAUUGUCCGCCGCCACUUCUUCUUGGGACACCUGCACUGAGUUCAGAAAGGUCCUGUGGGGCAUCAGCUCCUCUCCAACUGGUACCAUAUCCACCAUUGGCUGCAAAUAAAGCAUUACAAGUAUGUGUUCCUCAAUUGGAUCCAAGGAUCUAAAUAGCACACAGCAUUUUGCAUAUAUCAUGAAACACUAUCCAAUAUUGUAUACACUCUAAUCAAGGGAGCAGAAUGAUUUUCUUGAUAUUUGAUGUAUGUUAGAUGACACCGCAAUAUGUGAAGUUAUUAUCAUAAACAUGAAUGCUAAGUUCGUACCUUCCAA